This is a messenger RNA of Toxoplasma gondii ME49, 3784 nucleotides long. RefSeq lists its product as hypothetical. The record is from RefSeq and is a predicted model, not a curated record. Bases 530 to 3046 code for a protein of 838 amino acids. NCBI's taxonomy places the organism in Eukaryota, Apicomplexa, Conoidasida, Eucoccidiorida, Sarcocystidae. The transcript has 6 exons.
CGCAAAUACUCAAGAGCUGUUGGUUCAGUUCUUUGGGGCAAUAGCUUGAAACCGCUGCAAAUUUCUCAGCGACUGACCAGGCUGCACAAGCUACGGACGGUUUCUGAGCCUCACUCUCAUGCGCCGUCCUUAACCUUUUUGUCGACACCUGCGCGCCACCAUGUAGGUUUUUCGAGUCGAAUUGGUCGAACGUUUUUCUCUGACCGUCCAGUUGACUCUUUUCACUGUCCCUAGAAACUGUCCUUCCCGCUGCAAUGUCUUUCCCCUUCCGGUCCGCUUCCGUAGCAGCGGUGCGGUGUCUGGUUUUCGUCCUUUUUCGUUUGUAGCUGCGACAUUGGCCACCUGGAAUUCCCGUAUUUCCAAGUUUCCACUCGUUUGAAUCUUCAUCUGGACUUCGAACUUCAGAAGGGACAUUUCUGGCAUCUCCAACUUGAAUUUUUGCCGAAGUUUCGUCUUCAAACGCCUUUCUCUCGCGAAAACUACCCAACAGAUCUGCCUCUGGGACGCAGUCGAGUUUCGUCUCGACUGUAUGUGGAUUUCCUUGGUAGUGCCGCUCGUUUCCACUGAAUGUGUACAUCCCUGGACGACUUGUUUUUUGUCUGCUCAUGUGAAAUGCCAUUCUUUCUCGUUUCUUUCCAGCCCACUCUCGCGUGAAUGCUUCUCAACCCGCCCUGCUGGAAAACACCGCGUUGCAGACCCGUUCUCCCCCGCAUCCGUCGUCUUCUUUUUGCUUAAUUGGAAUGCACUUCAUUUUUUGUGCACUCCAGGACGCCCGUCUUUGCGAGGUGUACCACCAGCGCCUCCGACCCCGGUGUCUGUCGCUUGGACCGCAGUUCGGCGAUGCUUGCUUUUCCCGAGUGUUUUCGCGAAACUCUCUCUUCUCUGUCUUUUUUCACCGUCCCAGUCAAGCGCGAAACAAACCGAGGCCAGAACCAUGGCCGAGGGGGGUUCUCAGAGGACGCGCGAGUCGCCCUGCGAGGGAAGUACUGAAAGCUCGAGUCUUCCACGUGGUGUCGGGAGGCAGGGAAAGGCGUCUGCAGAUGCGCAGAUCUCUCACUCUGGCAGCUCUGCGUUGAUGAGUCCCAGAGGCGCGAAAGCGUUUACAGGGGGCGACUUGCGUCAUCUCCCUUUGUCUUUCGAAUUUCAGCAAGCGGCGCGGCUCAAAGAUACGGGGCUGCGGGGUUGUCCGAGUGUGUCCGGGGGAGUAGUUUCUUCUCCAUUUCUUUGCCAGGGAAGUGUGGCUUUGUCAGACUCUCGCGAAACUCGGGAGGGCAAGAGAAGUCCCUCGUCGACUCUCGGAGUCGAAGCGGAAGGCACGAUUUCCGCAGACCACAUGCAAACAGUAGAGGGAAAAGUGGACAGCGGUUCUCAGAGCCGCGACAUGCAGCAGACAGCGCUUGACACGCCGAUGACGAAUCCCCAUGGCCAGAUUGGUUUGGGGACUUUUGCGUUUCUAGAAAUGGAGACGAGGCGCGGUCACGGCGAGUCCGAGGCGAGCAGGAAAGUUGCUCAAAUGGCCAAGAGAUGCAGGCGGUCCUCUGUCCUCUGCUGUCGAUGCCGCGAAUCGCCGACAGCUCAGGAGGCUGUCUCUGCAAGCAACGAGGGGGAAGACAGCGACCGCAAACGGAGUGGAGACUGCGAAGACGCGCGGAGCGACACGGAAAGAAGUCUGCCUUCCACGGUAGGGAAAAGCCGGGACUGCUGCUCAUGCUGUUACUGCUCGUGCUGCCAACAGGCAGAUGGAAAACCGGAGGAAGCAGAGGGAAGACACUCAGAGGGGGAAGAACGCGACCGCCAACGACCUUCGCUGUCGACGUCAAACACGUGGCAACCGACGUCGAGGCGGAUCAUUUGCAUCGACGGCCCAAGCAGACCUGAAACCUUUGAAAGAAAUCUCCGGCAACUCUCCGACGAAUUCCCCUGCAUUCACCAAGGCCUCAUUAUUUCUUUGCUGGAAACGGCGGAGAACAACUUGUCGCAUGCACGCCAGCUCGUCCAGGUCGUCAGCGACACAACGCUAUCCUCGUCGCGUGGAGGUUCAGGUGCAGCGGCCCGAGGCCUUUCGAGUGAAGGCGACCUGGGCAAAAGAGGACCCGGCGGAAGUUGCUCUCCUGGGGACAAAAGCUUUUUCUCUUCGACUCCGGACAACACAGACUGGGAACAGGCCCCUUCGUGGCGGCCAGCGAGUCGGAAGAGACAGAUGGAGCGCGAAGACGUGGCGAGUCGGCCGCGAGCUUCGUCGCCUCGUUUCUGCGACUUAUCUUCGUUCCUCCAAACCGACAGUGCUUCCGCCGGCGGCGACGCGGCGCCGGCGUCUUCCGCCUCGCUCGCUGCUGCCCCCACCGUCUCACGUGUGCCUAGCGGGUCUCUUUGUGCGGCCCCGAACGCGAGCGCUUCCUGCGAGUUGCGAAACUGCUACGCCCGAGGAAGUUGGGCCAGCAGAGAGGCGCCGUCUCCACCAAAUCCUGCGACGGCUGGCGCCUUUGGAAACUCCGGCGCGGGUCUGGGGGUCACGGUCGAGCUGUGGUCUGUCGAGUGGACUCAGCGCAUGCUGCGCGUGAUCUACUCCGCCACGAGUGCGGAAGACGCGAAGGCGAAACUUUCCGCUCUCAUGCAGGAGCAGACAGAGCAACUCUUGAACAUCCACGCGGGCACACUCUCCGUCAUGCCCUUCCACAAUGGAGGCGAACGCGAGACCGGCGCAGUCAGUCGCGAGACCACUUCAGGGGUAGACCCCGUGGGCGCAGAGAACGGAAGGCUCGAGGAGAUGGAGAAGAAGGUAGAACUACUGCAAACUGACAAACUGCUUCUUGCGCGAGCGGUGAAGGCACAACACGAGCGGAUUCAAAGUCUGCAAGCAGCGCUUUCCGAGAAGACAACCGAGCUGGAACGUGUGCAGGGAGAGAAACGAGUGCUGCAGCAAGAUGUGCAAAAAAUCAAAGACGCAGCGGCAGCGCUGCUUCUCGGGAGUUCCUCUCUACGGGCGGGGAGUUCCUGUCGAGACAACAACAGCCCCUUCGAUCGACCGUUUCCGGAUGUCUGCUGAUUGCCAACUCUCACCCUCCCCCUUCUUGAUUGCACUGGAGAAUCCCGAGGAGCUGGUGCUGGCAAACUACGGGGACUGCGACGAGGCUUCUGAGACUGCGAAAUAGUCGAUCUGGAUGUGUGCUGCUGGGAAGCGCAUUCGACCACGCGGUGGCAUCUUCCGCUUUUGGUCCGUUUUCUCUUUAAAUGUCGGAAUGAAAAUGCUUUUUUCGGGCACCUUAUUUCCGAAUCGUGCGCGACGUCUCCUCGUGCAGAACGGAGUGUCAAAGAAACGGGGUGCGACGGCUCCUUUCUGGGUCCAGUGGACUGCUCUGCCACAGAGGUCAGUGUCCCACAAUUCUGUCUGUUUCCGGAGUCUCUUGUUUCGUUGGCUUUGGGGGAUGUCAGGCCCUUUUGUAACGCCAUCCAGGCAGCGUACGUGGCCGGUGUUGUCACAUGGAGUGUUGUUGAACCGUUCAAAACUCAUUCGUAUGCACUUUUGCGCUCGCUGGCGUCUUGAUAACCUAAAGGUAGUCUUUCCGUGGAGAGGAAAUGUGAGCAGAUACUCGGUCCACAACUUGUUAAUCCUAGUGAAAGACAGUGUUCAUUGGCGCUGGAGAAGCAUGGCAAAGAAGCAACUCCGGGCGUUCAUUCUCUUUCGGACCCACACAGCGUGGGAUCUAGUAGCGGAUAUGUGUCCGGCCGUCUCUACGUUUUCCAGCCGGAAGCCGUUUCCUUCUAAACACUGCGUAAAGCCUGC